Molecule: messenger RNA, 732 nt
Organism: Drosophila erecta
Lineage: Eukaryota; Metazoa; Arthropoda; Insecta; Diptera; Drosophilidae
Product: plasma kallikrein
Exons: 2
Coding region: 1-732 (243 amino acids)
Biological process (GO): proteolysis
Molecular function (GO): serine-type endopeptidase activity
Source: RefSeq, a predicted model, not a curated record
AUGACUCUAGGAAACCCUUCUUUGUCCAGCAGUUCAAGGGAAUGCUCGAGUGUGAAGCCAGUAUUUUCGGAAUAUGGACGGGAGCAAUUCAACUGGCUGGGCAGGAUCAGAUACACCAGGUCAGUGGGUGGGGUGUGGUAUCCCUGCUCCGGAGUUGCCAUCACCCGGCGCCAUGUCCUCGUGCCAGCUCACUGCGUUCUAUUCCUGGAUAGGGGCGAUGCCUACAGCUUUAUGGUGGGAAACAGAAGACAUGCCAUCACUCGUAUUUUCAUUCACCCAGAGUAUCGUUUGGAGCUUCCGUCUUACGAUAUCGCCGUCCUUGAACUGAACUCCCAACUAAGAUCCUGCUUGGCUGUAUCGGAGGAUACAGAUUCUGAGGAAACAGGCUCUUAUGCCUUGAUCGCCCGGCUAUUGGAUGUGGUCAGCACGGUGGUGGGUAAGCAUCCGAAAAACCUUCAUACCGUAGCCAAAGUUACUGGUCACAAGUACUGUCGGCGAAAAUAUGAAGACUUCAAACUUAGUCACAACGAGGUUUGUGCGUACAUCCACCAGGAUAAAGAUUUUCUAAAUGGCGCGGCUCUAUUAGGGGUCAAAGUUGUAAAUGGAUCUGAGGCUUGGCGACUUUUGGGAAUAUCAACGCAUGGCCCUUACGAAAGAACCCCUGAGAUACCCGAUCUCUUUACGCUUAUUUCUCCAUUCAAUAAGUGGAUUGGGAAUAUUCUUAGCUUAUAG